CAGCCCUCCCCUCUUUUCCCCACAGACAUCGCCAAAUCCCAUUCGCUUCUCUCCUCUCUCUCUAUAAAUCUCUUCUAUUGCAUAUAUAUACCUAAGAUCAUAUAAAAGACUCUUCCUUUCGAAUUCUUACCGCUCUAAUUCCAAAUCAUUUCUUGUUUUCUCUCAUCAUCUGCUCUUCAACGACUGUAUAUAAACCCUAGAUCAUUCAAUUUCACAUCUUCAAGUAUUGUGGAAGUUGGUGGAUCCUGGGCAAUAUUUGGAUUGAGCUGAUUUGAUGGCAGAUCCUCAAGGUAUGGAAGGGAGCCAGCCAGUUGAUCUCUCUAAGCAUCCCUCGGGAAUUGUUCCAACUCUCCAGAAUAUUGUCUCUACUGUCAAUUUGGACUGCAAAUUAGAUCUUAAAGCUAUAGCAUUGCAGGCUCGUAAUGCAGAAUACAAUCCCAAGCGUUUUGCUGCUGUGAUUAUGAGGAUUCGAGAACCAAAAACAACAGCAUUGAUAUUUGCAUCCGGAAAGAUGGUGUGUACAGGAGCCAAGAGUGAAGAGCAAUCCAGAUUGGCUGCCCGAAAGUAUGCUAGAAUUAUUCAGAAGCUUGGCUUCCCUGCAAAAUUCAAGGAUUUCAAGAUUCAGAACAUAGUUGGCUCCUGUGAUGUAAAAUUUCCCAUUCGACUUGAAGGGCUGGCCUAUGCUCACGGAGCCUUUUCCAGUUACGAGCCAGAACUGUUCCCUGGAUUAAUCUAUCGAAUGAAACAACCCAAGAUCGUGCUACUUAUCUUCGUUUCUGGGAAGAUUGUCCUUACUGGAGCUAAGGUUAGAGAUGAGACCUACACUGCCUUUGAGAAUAUAUACCCUGUUCUCACCGAAUUCCGGAAAGUUCAGCAAUGAUAUGGUGAUGAUAGUGUUGUGUACUUCAAUUUUUAUUAUGAGUGAUUCUUGAUGAAGUUGGAUGUCUGAUUCUAAAGGAGGGAAAGAAGAGGUCAAGUUCAGUGCUGGUUUGGGAUUGAAGUGUAAAUAUGAUUAGGGGAUUAGACUGGCUGGCUGGUUGGGUAAUACUGUUCCUGGUAGGGGAAUGAAGCAAGGCCUUUUUUGAACUGUCAGUGCUCCACAUAUUCAAUGUGUAUUCAGAGAGGAAAAAAAAAAGAUAAAUAAACUGUAGCGAGUUUCUUAUCAUUUGCGUUUCUCUGUACCUCCCAUCAAAUCAUAUACGGUUAUUGUAUUUUUUUUUCUAUGUAAGAUUGUUGAACCA
Messenger RNA from Salvia hispanica, 1241 nucleotides. RefSeq names its product TATA-box-binding protein 2. NCBI's taxonomy places the organism in Eukaryota, Viridiplantae, Streptophyta, Magnoliopsida, Lamiales, Lamiaceae. Gene Ontology annotation, biological process: DNA-templated transcription initiation. Gene Ontology annotation, molecular function: DNA binding. The record is from RefSeq and is a predicted model, not a curated record.